AUGGCUCUAACUGGUGUCCUCGCUGCCUUUGGAUUUAGCAAGUCACAGUGCCGCUCGCCCAGCCGCUGGGCUCCACCACCGCCUCCUAACAUCCUCUUCUUCAAAGCCUGCACUUGGGACGGUAAGUCCAAGCAGAUAUGGCCCCUGCCUGGCUCCGCCCUGGGGGGGGACAGGCUCCCGCCCUGGGGGGACAGGCUGGGCGGCAACAGCCCGGGGUCUUACAGCGCCAGCCAGGGCGUUAACUGCAUCCGGGAGGACGUGGCUGCCUACAUCACCCGGCGAGACGGCGGCGUGCCUGCGGACCCCGACAACAUCUACCUGACCACCGGCGCGAGCGAUGGCAUCACUGUACGUGGGGGGGGCUGGUGGCACAUUCUUGAUGUUCCUGCACAGACAGGAGAGUCGCCAGCACAACCUGCGUUCUGGCUGUUGGUUCCAGGCCAGGUGCAGAGCAGGAAGUGCAUAGAAGACGUGAUCCGCUUCGCGUGGGAGGAGAAGCUCUUUCUCCUGGCGGACGAGGUGUACCAGGACAACGUGUACUCCGCCGACUGCAGGUUCCACUCCUUCAAGAAGGUGCUGUCGGAGAUGGGGCCCGAGUUCUCCAGCAACGUGGAGCUCGCCUCCUUCCACUCCACCUCCUCCCAGGGCAGAGGCGGCGGGGGGAACGGCCCUGCCCUCCCGGCAGGUGGGUCCAGCUCUGGCUCUGAGGCUGCCGCCCCAGCGCCUCCACCUCAGGGAGAGAGAGCGUGCUUGUUCCUCGUCAGAAAUCAUGAAUGUGCCCAUGUCACUUCCCGUCGCGUUCCCCUGGCUGGAGCUCCAGGGACGGCCCCGGAAGCUUCCGGCUGGUGGACGGCACUCAGUGCGUCUCCUGCCCCCCCUCCCUGCAGGUGUGGCUACCGGGGAGGCUACAUGGAGGUGAUCAACCUGCACCCCGAGAUCAAAGGCCAGCUGGUGAAGCUGCUGUCGGUGCGCCUGUGCCCGCCCGUGUCGGGGCAGGCCGCCAUGGACAUCAUGGUGAACCCCCCGGUGCCCGGGGAGGAGUCCUUCGAGCAGUUCCUCAGGGAGAAAGAGUCCGUCCUGAGUAACCUGGCCGAGAAAGCGAAGCUGACAGAAGACCUGUUCAACCAAGUCCCGGGGAUCCAUUGCAACCCUCUGCAGGGCGCCAUGUACGCCUUCCCCCGGAUCGUCCUGCCCCCCAGAGCCGUGGAGGCCGCGCAGGCCCACAACAUGGCCCCCGACAUGUUCUACUGCAUGAAGCUCCUGGAGGAGACGGGCGUCUGCGUGGUGCCCGGCAGCGGCUUUGGGCAGCGGGAAGGCACCUACCACUUCAGGAUGACCAUCCUCCCUCCCGUGGAGAAGCUGAAGACGGUGCUGCAGAGGGUGAAGGACUUCCACAUCCAGUUCCUCGAGGAGUUCGCCUGAGGCCCCGGCCGCCUCCUCGACGCCCCCACUGAACCCCUCCCAGCGACCUGCCUCAGGCCCCGCCCGGGCCACCGGUCGCUGUCACCGCCAUCCUGCCCCAGGAGGCCUCCUUCUUUGUGCCUUGACGUGGGGAGCACGUCUCUCCCGAGCCGAUGUGAAUGGGGAUGUCCCAGAAACCCUGUUUCUCUUCUUGUUUUUUGAUGCAACCAAAGUCGAGGGGACGUGGCCCGCCCGUGGGGGGCGCGUCUGGACCUGCUGCCGCCGCUGCUCCCGGGGCUCAUCGGGGUGAGAGGCUGCUCCGAGGAACAAGAGGCUGGAAGUGCAGGGCUGAACCCCGGGGAGGACUGGACAUCCCAACCGCCACGUGAUCUGUGAAAUAAAACCCUUGGUGCAGAACCCAGCCCCCAGCGGGGGCCCGGAGUCCACUGCAGGCUCAGUGGGGCGCCCCCUUCUGGCCGGAGGCAGACAGUGCGUCUCAGUGCAGGGGUGCAGGGGUCGCGGGGAUGCUGGGCGGGUGGUGGUGGGUACCGUUUUUCUUGUGUCCUGCAGGGGAUGAGUGGGUGUGAGCCGGGUGACCAGGCUCCCAGGGAGCAAGGACUCUGUGCACCCACGAGGCUUUGGGGGUGACGGGUUGGCUGGGACCUGGGACGGGGGUACAGCCCGGCGCUACCCUGCUAUCCCAGUCGUGUGUGGGCAGUCAGCCUGGUGGUGAGUGGAUCCAUCCUGCUUUUCCCCAACUAUGGUUCUCUCCCAGGGCCCAGUUGAGCCUUGACACACAGCACCCUCUGCUGGCGAGAGCAGGAACAGUGAGACACUGACCCGGUCCUAGUGCCCAAGGGGCCUCCUUGAGGACUGGCCAGUCACCCCGUCUCCACAGCUGAGCCCUUGCAAACUGCGUUUGGCCCACUUCCUGCCCAUGAACUGGCCGACGCGCCUGCCGUGCGGUCGAUCUGAAGUGCAUAAAAGUGCUUCACUUCCCGCAGUGUUUGCCUCCACACCUGCUGCUGGCUGCCCUCCCGACAGCCAGGGGGCCGCAGCACCUGUCACCUCCCCAGGCCGGGGGUGGGGCACCACCCCUUGCCGCAGCCUCCCUGGCUUAGCACACCUGGCCGGGGCCCCACCGCCCUCCAGAGAGUGGGAGCAGGCGUGCCCCCUCCCACCCCGCCUCCCCAGGGGGCAGGGAGGGAGCCCAAAGGCCAGCACAGGCGUCUGGGGACCCAGCACGUCCCAAGGGGAAAAGGAAGCAGCUGGAUUGAGAAUCUGAGCUUGGAAAGCAGCCUCUGGGGCUCCAGUUUCCAGGGCAAACUCCCUGCGGCCCCCCGAGAAAAAGGCAGCCACAGCCUCGAGGAACAGGGUCUCUGGGAACGCGGCCUUCCUGAAAAAGCUGGACGUUGCCGGGGCUCUGGCAUGGUCCGGAACCAGGAUGUGCAGAGGCGGGUCUAUUUUUUAUAUUUUUGUAACAACUGCUUUUUUCAUGGGCGGAGGGAGGGCUGGUAUUUGUAGUCUUCACAAGCCCAGUAGUUUUUUUAUAUAUAUAUCUCUUCGGAUUCUGAGUAACCCCUGACGUCUUUGCAAUGUUUACAUGGUUUUUAACGAUGCCGCCGCGUACACUUGGUUUGCCUGUCGACAGCGAAUGCAGGCCUGGCAAGGGGCGCGGGGUGGGAGCGCCGGUCACGGUCACGCGCGAUCUCGUCUCCUACAACUUCCGUCCUGGUGUCUGGUUUGGGUGCCACCAGAGAGAUACAUUGGCCAUUUGGGGCCACACUGUAAAUCCACACCCGUGAGGUUUUCUGUCCAUUUAGACCCACAAGUGGGGGGCCUGGGGGCCAGGCUGCGCGUCCCCAGGUAUGGAUUUGCGGGAGGGGCGACAGGCCUGUCUGCCCCCGUUCCAGUCUGGAUUCUCACAGGCGUCUCCUGAGCAAGGCACUGAGGACGAGAGCUCUGCUGGGAAUUUCAAAAUAAAACACUUUGUGUCAAAAACGG
Messenger RNA from Myotis brandtii (Brandt's bat), 3405 nucleotides. It is a transcript of the gene GPT2, whose product is annotated as glutamic pyruvate transaminase (alanine aminotransferase) 2. The transcript has 12 exons. Bases 1 to 1422 code for a protein of 473 amino acids. The record is from RefSeq and is a predicted model, not a curated record. Gene Ontology annotation, molecular function: L-alanine:2-oxoglutarate transaminase activity. Lineage: Eukaryota; Metazoa; Chordata; Mammalia; Chiroptera; Vespertilionidae.